AUGCGUCCCGCGCAUCUUCGCCUCAAUAUCAAACGAGAACGUGAUGGUGUUCGCUCGAAGCUCAAGGUGAAACGAGCACAAACACCCUCUGAGCAAGAUUUCGAAUCAGAUGACGUGGAGAUCAUUGAAGAUGGUACACAAGCCACGCCGAAGCCUUCUGUCAAUGCACUAGGCAAGCGCCGCUGCCAGGGUACCCCCGAGAGCAGUCCAAUACAAAUCCUCCGACCUCCCUCCACUCGACCGCGUUUGGAACUUGAUUUCGAUGCCCUCCGUGCAACCUCAUUGUCUCCAACACCUCCACUGUCCCCAUCACCAGUGGACUCGGAAUUCUCAUCAGACUCAUUGAUUUCGGCAUAUUCUCGAUCCUCAAUGUCUUCUGUUGACUCCAUCGUUUCGAUGCCACGGCCAUCCGUCAUACCCGUCCAUGUUCCAACAUACAAAGGCAAGCAAGUCUGGCCAUAUAUCCUCCGCAAACACUAUCCCCAAGAUGAGCUCUUUAACCUCGUGUUCGGUGUUCCAUUCGUCCGCGCAACCUACCAUCAAAACCGCUCGGCCUGGGCCAACAGCGAGCGUGUUCCAUCUCUCGCAUCCAUCCUUCGUGGUCAUGAACGUGCUGGACGCACCUUGGAUGGCCUCUGGACGUGCUAUUUGGCUUCGCGCCGCCACGUGUUGGGCGAGAAGAGUAAGAAGAAGUCUAUUAGGUCCAAGUGA
Molecule: messenger RNA, 711 nt
Organism: Suillus clintonianus
Lineage: Eukaryota; Fungi; Basidiomycota; Agaricomycetes; Boletales; Suillaceae
Exons: 2
Coding region: 1-711 (236 amino acids)
Source: RefSeq, a predicted model, not a curated record